AGUUCCAUCAGCCUGUGGUAUCUCGCGCUAACUCUACUGCAACUGCAGUAUGGGGCUUUUAACAGAGUCAUCUGACACGGAUGACGAAGUCCUGAAUCGCCAGCUCGAAGAACUAUCGCUCCUCAAACAUGCACUCCUCCCGGGUGAACAACUCACAUUCGUCGUCCCCCCUUCCACGUCGCGUGCGGCCGUUCUAUGGACACAUGCGCUUGAUGAGUUCACCAUGGACCCGGAGGAGGCGGUUCGAAGUUUAUUACACUCAGUGCGGGAGGUUGAGGCCCCUUCGCCACGCUCCUCCGUGGAACACUCGAGCUGUGUGGCGGCUAGUAAUGGUGAUCCUGCAGCUGCAGAUGAUCCCAGUUCUGAAUCUGAAUCGGGAGCUACAGGCGUGUGGGGCCCACAGGGAACGCGAAUACGAGUCGGAUUGGAAGAGUCGAAGAAGGUGUGGUAUGAGGUUGACGUGCCACGGAUGUAUCCGAAUCGUGCGCUUAACGAUGGGUCAGGAGGUAUCAGAGUGAGUGUAAAAGGUGAGGCGAUGGGUCGGGAGGAACAGGCGAGGUGGCAGGAGAUUGUCAGAGAGAAGAUGGAGGUCGCGUGCCAGGCCGAUGGAUGUGAAUAUCCGAUCUAUCAACUACUCUCCGAACACCUGAUUCCUCUUCUACACGACGCAACCUCGCUGAACAGUAACUCUCAGCUCUCGUCCCCUUCCUCCUCAGAAACUCCACAUUCAUCUACAUCAGGGCCAGCACAACCCAGUCAACGUUAUCAUGCCCUCCUGACUUCCCACCACCUUGUCUCGCCCACUAAACGACGCAACCUCCUUAAUUUAUCCGCAACGCUUUCGCUCACCGGGUUCGCCAAGGUCGGACACCCAGGCAUUUUGUACGCCGAAGGCGAGCGUGGAGAUAUUGAGGAAUGGGUGAGGGAAGUCAAGAGCUGGCAGUGGCUCGCGCUGAGGGUAAGAUUUGUGGAACUGCUGCCGGCCGGGCUGAUUCAAGCGCAUGAGGACCCAGGCAAGGCCAGUGCCACACAAGUAAUUGGGAGAGGGCCCGGGGAGGAGCCAGAGAGACGGAGGUGGAUGGAGAUGGAGAAGGUGGGUGAUGUUGUCGAUGAGAUGAGGAGGUUGGGCAGGGAGAGUUAUGUGGUUGAGAUGGGUAUUGGGAGCGUCGGUGCGGGUGUAGCCCAGAACGCCGCUUGAGAUUUGCACAUCGUCGGAUCAAGCCGGGUUGUAUGAAAAAUUAGAUCUUUUUGGUCUUCUCUUCCAGCCCAUGCGCGCCAUUGUUCGGAACGAGCCGAACAAGGCGCCUCUUUGACAUCUCUCUCUCUGAGUGUGUCCCAAAAAUGGACGCCUCGCCGUAUUUGGCAGCUGUACGAAGAUGUACUUGCGGUUGAUUCUCCGUUGCUGUAUGCGGAUCUUGUCCUGUCUUUGUCUUUGAUUAUUCUCCUUUACUUGCUUCUUAUUCACGUCACCACACUUCGCGCGCGGAUUUCGACAUAAAGUCUCGCCAAGUGCUGUUCUCC
Molecule: messenger RNA, 1521 nt
Organism: Stereum hirsutum FP-91666 SS1
Lineage: Eukaryota; Fungi; Basidiomycota; Agaricomycetes; Russulales; Stereaceae
Exons: 4
Coding region: 50-1198 (382 amino acids)
Source: RefSeq, a predicted model, not a curated record